GUGACGCGGCGGAGCGGGGGAGGCGGAGGCGGGGGUCCGUCUCUCCCCUGCCGUGUCCCCUUUCUCGGCUCGGCAGACGCCAUGUUGGCUUGAGCCGAAGAUGACAGGGGUCGGCUGCGGGCGAGGAUCGCGUUGAGGACUGGCAGCUCCGGCUCGCAGCGGAGCGAAGCAGCGCGGCUUGCGGGGAGGUGGGGCGCCCGGAGCCGCCGGACGACGAGGCGAGGGAGGGCGGGCGCGCUGAACAGGCGGCGGCGAUGCGAACGGAGACCUGAGGCUGCGGGAGGCGUCCGCCGUUGAACGCCCCCCGGUCCCCGACGAGUGCUGUCGCUGCCAGAGUGCCACGGGGGAGGGCUUUCCCCUCCGGCCAUCCCUCAGGCAGCUCUCCCCGGCACGUCGCCCUGCCGGACCCUGUUGAAUGUCGCAUACCGCCUAGAGGGAAUCCGAAGCCCGGCGUCCUGCCCUCCGGCUGCGGGCCCACCCCGGCCCUCCCGUCUUCCUGCCCCGCCGCCGAGGGCAGGACCGAGGUUCUGCCUGCCUGCGCGACCGGGUCGCCUGCGCUGACUGAGGAGGUGACUUGGACGCACCAUUAUCCCGUGAAUCAUCCCCUCGUCAUUUGUAAAGACUUGGAGAGAAGGAAGAGGGAGAGAGGGGGGAAAAGCCCGCACGCAGCUCAUGUGGCGGUGUAGUCCUGCCUGGUCUACCUGGCACCGCUGGUGCUGCUGCUGCUGCCGCCGCUGCUGACAGGGAUCUGCUGCCAUCUCUGGUCUCCCGCUGGCUCCUCUGGUACAGCCUCGGCACCGCUUGUCCCUGGAUAUUUUCCUCCUCGGCCGGCCGUCUUCCGCUGCACAUCGGGCACCUCUUUUUCCUGGGAAACGUGGAAGUUACUGCCUUGGACACUUGACACUGGUUUUGCUUCGUGAAAAUCUCCGUCGGGCUCUUCUUGGUGCUGCUUUUUAAAAUUUUAAGUUGAUUUUAAGCCAUUUAGGGUAACAUCAAGAUGUCCAGCAGCGUUCCAGCUGAUAUGAUAAAUUUGCGCCUCAUCUUGGUAAGUGGGAAAACGAAAGAGUUCCUGUUCUCACCAAAUGACUCCGCUGCAGACAUCGCAAAACAUGUGUAUGACAACUGGCCCAUGGACUGGGAGGAAGAACAAGUCAGCAGUCCAAAUAUCUUGCGGCUUAUUUAUCAAGGGAGGUUUCUUCAUGGCAAUGUGACAUUAGGAGCAUUAAAACUUCCUUUUGGCAAAACAACAGUGAUGCAUUUGGUGGCUAGAGAAACAUUGCCAGAGCCAAACUCUCAAGGUCAAAGGAACCGUGAAAAAACUGGAGAAAGCAAUUGCUGUGUCAUCCUGUAAACCCUGUUAGCUUUACCUGCUAAGUGUGAUGUAAUAUAGUCUUUGUCUUUCAUGCUGCUGGAAUAGAAGAGGCCCUACCUUGCUUCAGACACCUGUAGGAAGAGCCUGUCUGUAAAUCCAUGGAACUGAAAUAUUAAACGAACACUGUCUCAUUAGUCAGAAAGAUCUAUGAACACUUUCAUUGGAUUUUAUUGUUCUGGUUUUGUUUUUUUGGCGUUUGUUUUUUUUUUAAUUCCUCCUUUUUGUUUGUUGAAUAAUUUUACAGUACAUUGAUUCUUGAAAGAACUCAUUCUCCAGAAAAGUUAAUGUGGUGAGUUUUGGUUGGUGUUUUUUUUUUUUCUCAUAGCAGGAGUCAUUUUGCUACCACAAAAAUCUCCAUUAACUGGAUCUAACCAGUCAAGCUUUCUAGAUGCAAUUUGCACUAAAUAUGGUUGACAGUGUAUUUCUCAUCAACGACCUCUAACAAUAUUUGAGACAUCUAAUAAUAACCUACAAUGUGUAAUGCAACACUGGAAAAAUAGUAUGAGUAAAACAAAUCUCACUUAUGGCCAAAUCAAAGGAAAAAACUGUUAAGUCAAUUCUACCUACGUCAACCUUGGUGGCCAAACUGGCACAGAAUACUAACUAAAGCAAGUCUAACUAUAUAUAUUUUCACUGCAACAAACAAGCAAGCAAGCAAACAGAAAAACUAUGUGCCUGUAAUUUAAAAGCACUCUGUAGAGGGCUGAUGAAACUGAUUUUUUUCGUUACUGCGUGCACUCUGACCUCGUACGUUAGUUGAGUGCUUAUUCAGACAGCACAAACAAGUGCAGAGAGUGCAUUUCCUAGCCUUAAUAUGGGAGGGGUAAUUUCCUGUAGUUCAUAGGCUUUUAUUAUUGUGCAUAAAUGUUAGAAAACAUCAUUUACUAAUCGAUUUUAUGUAUUUGAAUAUUGGCAAUUGGUGUUUUUCAGUCAUUUUCUCAUCUGUACCUUAGCAUCCAGUGUCAUGCUUCCUCAUUAGAGACUUCAAAAGAACUAUUAAAAGUUUAAACAAACAAAAAGAAAAAAACCUCUGCCAUAGUACUAGUUUUGUUUCUUUAUGCAGUCUGCAUUCGGUAUUAGUGCUUGCAAUUGUAUUAAAAUCAGAAGCUGAUUUUUAGAAGGCAUACAUAAUUAAAAAGGAUGCCAUUCUUUUAUUUCAUAUCAAUAAUUUAAACGUUGAUAUGGCGAAGAAAUUUGCACAGCACUAAAGCAUGAGCUAGUUUCAUCUAAACCUGUACAAAAUAAAAAAUAAAUAAUAAUAAUUAAAAAAAAAAACUUAAAAAAAAAAAAAUAAAAGAUUUUAUAUUUUUUUUUCACUGAGGAGGAAUUCUUCCUGGGUGAAAUUACAAAUACCUGUAGAAUAUAUUUAAUUAAAGAAAAAAAAAAUCUUAUAAAAUACAUAACUAUAGAAGUUAAAUAUAGAUUGGCGUGUAGUAUAGUAGAACAAUAUUCCAUAUAAAUAGCUUUAGCCUUUAAAAAGAAAGAAAAAUGAGUCACAGGUUGACAUUGUGUUCUGUACUUAAGUGUCCACAACUCUUACUGGUGUUCUGUGUAACCAUUUGGUUUGGUUUUGGUUUGGUUUUUCUUCCGAAUGAUUGGCAUCAUUGAAAUGUAAUCAGGUUAUUUUACUCAUUGUUACGGCUUUGAUGAAAUGCUUUAUAUGCGGUAGGUUUACAAACAAAUAUUGUUCAUACUGAUCAGAAUUAAAUUUGUAUAGAGCAGAGUUUUAAAAUGAAAUGUAAAUAGCACUAAACAUUUUCUUUCUGCAACCUGUACUGAUAGACUCUUCUGUAAACUAAAUAAAAGAAUAUUGUAGUGCA
Messenger RNA from Pogoniulus pusillus (Red-fronted tinkerbird), 3192 nucleotides. RefSeq names its product ubiquitin like 3 (gene UBL3). Bases 998 to 1351 code for a protein of 117 amino acids. NCBI's taxonomy places the organism in Eukaryota, Metazoa, Chordata, Aves, Piciformes, Lybiidae. Gene Ontology annotation, molecular function: protein binding. The transcript has 5 exons. The record is from RefSeq and is a predicted model, not a curated record.